Danaus chrysippus (African queen) is the source of this 675-nucleotide messenger RNA. NCBI's taxonomy places the organism in Eukaryota, Metazoa, Arthropoda, Insecta, Lepidoptera, Nymphalidae. The record is from the annotation of a GenBank genome assembly.
AUGGAGUGGGGUCCAUUAGUGAGAGGCUCAGGUGUGGAUGAUGACGUCACACCCACGAGAAGAAACGACGGGAAGUACCGCCAGCCCGCCCUCGUCAGUCCGUGGCCUAUCGCCAAGCCCAUAGCCAGCCGGCCAGUUCCUCUACAGCACCAGCACCUUCAACAUCUACUGGCUCACUGUCACCAUCCAUACUUGGUCCGGCCCGCACAGACCCACACGCAAGUGUUCCCGCUGCCGGGAGGGUUCCCAUGGGCUCACAGCUCCAGAGGUAAGCCUCGUCGCGGUAUGAUGCGUCGCGCGGUGUUCUCGGACCUGCAGCGGAAGGGUCUGGAGAAGAGGUUCCAGUUACAGAAGUACAUCAGCAAACCGGACAGGAAGAAACUGGCGGAGAAACUGGGACUCAAGGAUAGUCAGGUGAGGAGAGGGAGGGACACGGACACUUGGCUUUAUAUAGGAAUAACAUUCCUCGCGACUCAAGAUGGAGCGGAGCGGGCGUCCGGGGGCGCGCGGGUUCGACCGGGCCGGCCCUAUUCGUGCUCCGCGUGUGACGGCGCGCCGCUAUUGGUCGGUUCCACAGAGGAGAUACCGCUGACUGUUGACUGUCGUACACAUAAAAUUAACGGGGCUCGUGACUCGGGGCUCGGGGCUGGUGGGGCUCACUUUAUACGUGUUUGA